Molecule: messenger RNA, 2904 nt
Organism: Chenopodium quinoa (quinoa)
Lineage: Eukaryota; Viridiplantae; Streptophyta; Magnoliopsida; Caryophyllales; Amaranthaceae
Exons: 4
Coding region: 1-2904 (967 amino acids)
Biological process (GO): DNA integration
Molecular function (GO): nucleic acid binding; zinc ion binding
Source: RefSeq, a predicted model, not a curated record
AUGUCGAUGGACGAGAGACUAGCUGAAGGUUAUUCUACACAAAGACCUCCACUCUUCAAUGGGAAGUACUACGCCUAUUGGAAGACGAGGAUGGAGAUGUUCAUACAGUCCGAGAAUUAUCAAGUCUGGCAAGCUAUCGAGGUAGGAGAUUACGAGGUAACAAAGACCAAUGUAGAAAACGAGGGUUUAGGGCCAGAUGAACACACUCGUGUUAUGGGAUGUAAAACAGCAAAAGAAAUAUGGGAUUUACUAGAAAUAACCCACGAAGGAACUCAUGAAGUUAAACGUUCUAAAAUUGAUAUACUGCUUUCUAAAUAUGAACGUUUUGAAAUGGGUUCAAAAGAAACUAUUCAAGAAAUGUUUACUCGUUUUAAAAAUAUUACUAAUAAAUUAGUUUCUCUUGGUAGAGUUAUUCCUAUGGAUGAACAGGUACGCAAAAUUCUAAGGAGUCUUCCUGAAGAUGAACGGUGGAGAUCCAAAGUGGCAGCUUUGCAGGAAUCAAAGGACUUUACAACUUUCAACCUUGAACAACUUGCAGGUUCCUUAAUAACUCAUGAGCUUCACCUAUCAAACAAAAGCCAAGAAAGUUCAAAGAGCCGAGGAAUUUCUCUAAAGGUUGUCAAACCAAGUGAAGAGGAUUUCGAAUCUGGAGAGGAAGAAGCUGCCAUGCUAGUCAGGAAGCUAAAAAAGUUGUACCGCAACAAAAGGUUUGGUGACCAAAAGAAAAGGAACUUCAAGAAAAACCAAUAUUCCAAGGAAACUGGAGGAUGCCACAAAUGUGGGAACACAGAUCACUUCAUCAAGGAAUGCCCUCUCUGGGAAUCAGAAAAAGGAAAAGGCAAAAUGAAGGAACACGGAAAAUCUAAUACUCCAAACUUUUCAAAAUCUGAUUACAGGAAAGCCAUGAUAGCUGCAUGGGGAGACACAGGUUCCGAGGAUGAAGAAGAAUCCACGGAAGAAGAGACGGCAAACCUGUGUUUGAUGGCUAAACACAGUGAGUCUGCUAAAAAGUCAGAGGAGGUAAAUCUCGAACCUAAAUUUCUGAAAUCCCUGUCAAAAGACAAAUUAAUUUCUUUGCUCAUAGAAACUUUGGAUGAAUAUAAAGAAAUAUGUCUUAAACUUGGACAAAAUGAAAAAGCUCUAGAAAUCUAUAAGGAUCAUAUGAAAUAUUUGAAUAGUUCAAGAACAGAUGUUCAGGGAAGAUUCUUUGAUUUGCUAGAUAGAAACACUAUGCUUAAAGAAACAAUGGAAAGAGUCAAAAAUGAAAAUAUCAUGUUAAAUGUUGAAUUGACUCAGUAUAAAUUGUUAUGCACUAACAUUGAUUCUAAUAAUGCUCUUCAAUUGCCUUUAGUAACCUUUAAUGAUGAUCUUGAAAAUUUGAAAAAAGAAUUGCAGGUUACUAAAGACAAAAAUGAAUCCCUUGAAAAGGAUUUAGAAAGAGCUAGAAACAACAAAAGUGCAAUCCACAUGGGAGUUCCAAAGUGGAUAUCUGAAGCUCAAACCAGAAGGACAGAGGGUUUGGGUUUCAACCACAAAAAGAAGAAUAGUGGUAAAAAGAAAAAGUAUGUGGAACUCCCUAGUGAGAUUGUGUGUUCCUUCUGUGGCAAGUCAGGACACAAAGACACUGAAUGUAAAAGGAAGGAACUCAAGUCUGCUAAAAACAUGAACUAUGUAUGGCAAAAGAAAGUUGAGUCUACUGUGUCAACGCAGGAACCUAUGAAAGAUGGGGUUCCUGAAUCUAACCCUUACAUCAUUCAGAAUGACACUGGGAAAGUUUUGCUGGAAGGAACUCGGAAAGGAAACACUUAUACAGUGGAUCUCAAUACAGUUCCGAGGAACAACUUAACUUGCCUCAGUGUCAUUGAGGAUGAUCCUUUACUGUGGCAUAAACGUUUUGGUCAUGCAAGUUUCUCUUUGAUUGAUAAGUUAAGAACAAGGAACUUGGUAGAGGGACUUCCUUCAAUCAAGUUCCUAUGUGACAAAAUUUGUGACGCUUGUGUGAAAGGAAAGAAGGUCAGGACAUCCUUUAAAUCCAAGAAGAUGGUGAGUUCCACGAAACCCUUAGAGUUAAUUCAUAUGGAUUUAUGUGGUCCUAUGAGAAUUCAAAGUAGAAGUGGAAAGAAGUACGUCUUAGUAAUUGUUGAUGAUUAUUCUAGAUUUACAUGGGUUAUUUUUAUGUCUAGUAAGGAUGAGACUUUUGACGAGUUUGUUACAUUUUCCAAGAGAAUUCAAAAGUCCACAGGUCAUCAACUGAUACACCUUAGAUCCGAUCAUGGCACUGAAUUUGAGAAUUUUAAAUUUGAUGAUUUAUGCAGGGAACAAGGCUUAAGUCAUAAUUUCUUAGCUCCAAGAACUCCACAGCAAAAUGGAGUUGUGGAAAAGAAGAACAUAACCUUAGAAGACAUGGCUCGAACCAUGUUAAUAGCCAGCGAUCUUCCAAGGAACUUCUGGGCAGAAGCCGAACAUGAGGACUAUGACUUUGAAAUUGGUCUAGUACGUUCUCAAGAACAAGAAGAAGAUGCAAUAAUUCCAAAUAAGCAGCCAACUCGAGUAAAUGAAAAUCAUGAAAAUCCGGAGAAGGAACUCGACAUACUGACUGAAGUUCCUUCGAUAGAACAGCCUCAGAUUGAAGAACCUGCCGAGGAACCAAUAACACAAGAGGAAAUCACUGAAGAAGAAGCAACUGGCUCAGAAAAUAAGAAUAGUCGAGUUACUAUCCAAACCUUCCAGCCCAAACCUUGGAAGCACCAAAAGUCACACCCACUGGACAAAAUUAUUAGUGACUUAUGCAAAGGAACUCAGACUAGAUCGCAAAUGAGGAACUUCUGUGCCUUCAAUGCUUUUCUAUCUACUUUGGAACCUCGCAACCAUAAAGAAGCCUUAGAAGACCCUGACUGGAUAUAG